Acanthocheilonema viteae is the source of this 852-nucleotide messenger RNA. NCBI's taxonomy places the organism in Eukaryota, Metazoa, Nematoda, Chromadorea, Rhabditida, Onchocercidae. The record is from the annotation of a GenBank genome assembly.
AUGUCGAAACCUUUGGUGUACACCACAACUCUUUUAGUUGAUUAUCGUUGGAAAUUUGUACCAACAACACCAUUCGUAUCAAAUCCUUCAGAACAAUUAAUUGAUGGAUCGGGAAUGGUAUAUAAACCGUACGGUGAAAUACCAUCUCUACGAGUUGGUCAUACCGUGGUAGCAUAUCAGGGAAAGGUUUAUUUAUGGGGCGGUUGUUGUCCCGCUACAAGAUUUAUAUAUCCGAAAAUAUACUGUUUUGAUCCUGUACAACGAACUUGGUCAGUAAUUCCAAGUGCUAAUGAGCCACCAAUUCCGCGUAUAAAGCAUACUGCUGUUGUAUACAAUGAUACGAUGUUCAUUUAUGGUGGUAUAGAAAAUGAUUCAGCAACUAAUGGAAUAAUAUUAUGCAACAAUAUUUGUGCAUAUCAUUUUGAAACAAGAAAAUGGCGUUAUAUAAUUAUAUAUGGUGGAAUAUCAGUGGAACGAUUUCAACAUACAGCAUGCGUAAUUGAUGGAAAAAUGUAUGUAUAUGGUGGAAUUGAUGCAGAGCAGUGGACAUUGUGUUUGGAUAUCAUCGAUUUACAGCAAGGUUAUUGCCAAAGGCCCGUAACAAAAGGUCGAAGGCCACGUGGAAUACGAGCAGCGUGUUCUUGUAUACGGGUUUACAACAGUAAAAUGUAUAUAUUUGGUGGUUAUCGAUUUAGAAGUGAACAUUACAUAACCACACUUCAUCGAUUUGAUCCUAAAACAAUGGUAUGGCAGAGAAUAAAACCAUUUGGUUUAAGAGGUCCAAGUGGUCGAGAGCGCCAUUGCGGAGUUGUCGUUGGCGAUUGCGCUUAUGUAUUUGGUGGUGAAUUGUAA